ACAACAAGUCGAUUGUUGGAACGAGUGGUCUGGGGGACUGACUGGAUGUUUACAAUAUGCAAGGUGGCUGGGGAGAACCUUACCGUCGAGCCAUUGGCGACCCGUGCUUAAGUCUUCCCACCAUGUCUGACAAGCAGACGGAACCAUACGGAAAGCGGGAGUCGAAGAUCACUACCCUUUGCGAUUAGCAACCACCAACUCGCUUGGUUCAUGGCUUCCCGCAGAACACGUACCAAUCGCUCCCCAAUGCUCGCAGCGAAGGAGCCGCUAUUUGGCUUUGUCCCUCGGAUGGCAACAGGUAAUCAAGUUCGCAAAGCUCUGGAACAUGAAGCCAAUCCUUUUACGAAGGCAUUGCACACUCCACAGUACAGGAAGAUACUCGAGACAAGGAAAAAACUACCUGUAUACUCGCAGAUGGACCGGUUCCUCAAGAUGUUCAAGGACAAUCAGAUUAUUGUCAUGGUAGGCGAGACUGGAUCUGGCAAGACAACACAGAUACCGCAGUUUGUCGCUUAUUCGGACUUGCCCCAUACCAAGGGCAAAAUUGUCGCCUGCACGCAACCACGACGUGUCACUACGAUGUCUGUCGCCAAACGCGUCGCAGAAGAAAUGGAUGUGGAGCUUGGUAGAGAAGUCGGUUACUCGAUACGUUUUGAGGACAUGACAGAACCGGGGAAGACAUUUCUCAAGUACAUGACCGAUGGUGUGCUCCUCCGGGAAGCCAUGAACGACCCUGACCUGCAACGGUAUUCCACAAUCAUCCUUGACGAGGCCCACGAACGGACUCUCGCCACCGAUAUCCUCAUGGGUAUCGUGAAGAACCUCGCCAAGAGACGACCCGACUUGAAAAUUAUCGUCAUGUCCGCCACCUUGGAUGCACUCAAGUUCCAAAAGUACUUUGGUCUUCAUUCUGACUCGCAGGCACCACUGUUCGGGAUACCCGGUCGCACACAUCCGGUGGAAAUAUUUUAUACCCAAGAACCCGAACCCGACUACGUCGAGGCCGCCAUCCGCACCGUUUUGAUGAUUCAUCGUGCAGAGGAUCCCGGCGACAUUCUGCUUUUCCUGACCGGAGAAGAGGAGAUCGAAGACGCAUGUCGCAAGAUCAAAUUGGAGGCAGACGAUUUGAUCAAUCGGGAUCCAGACUCUGUCGGGCCUCUAGUCUGUGUACCGCUCUACUCUUCACUUCCGCCACAGCAGCAACAACGUAUAUUCGACCCACCUCCGUCGCCAAAAACGCCAGAUGGCCCUCCUGGCAGAAAAGCGGUUGUGUCAACGAAUAUCGCGGAGACUUCGUUGACUAUCGAUGGGAUCGUCUAUGUCGUCGAUCCUGGGUUCUCGAAGCAAAAGGUGUACAACCCUAGGAUCCGUGUAGAGAGUUUACUGGUAACUCCAAUAUCGAAGGCUUCUGCACAGCAACGUGCUGGACGUGCUGGGCGGACGAGACCGGGGAAAUGCUUCAGAUUGUACACAGAAAAGGAUUUCAUGUCGGAGCUGGAGGAACAGACACACCCGGAGAUUUUAAGGAGUAAUUUAGCUAACACUGUACUAGAACUGGUCAAGGCAGGGGUCAAAGAUCUUGUAAGAUUCGACUAUGUGGACACACCCGCACCAGAAACUCUCAUGCGUGCGCUCGAACUGUUGAACUAUUUGGCGGCGUUGGACGACGACGGUAAUCUGACUGCGCUGGGCACGCUCAUGGCAGAGUUCCCGCUAGACCCUCAGCUGUCGAGGAUGUUGAUCGUCAGUCCAGAAUUCAAAUGUAGCAAUGAAAUAUUAACAAUUACUGCGAUGUUAUCUGUCCCAAAUGUAUGGCUCCGGCCGAACAACCAGCGUAUGGAAGCCGAUGCAGCCAAGGCACUUUUCACAGUCCCAGAUGGUGACCACCUUACACUUCUCAAUGUCUACAACAAUUAUAUCCAAAAUCAAUAUGACAAGUCAUGGACUUGGACUAAUUACCUCUCUGCUCGGGCACUUGCCCAGGCCGAGAACGUUCGUGAGCAACUUAAUCGGACAAUGGAACGCUUUGAGAUCGAGCUCAUAUCCAUCUGUGAUGAGAAGAAACGACAUCUCGCCAUCCGGCAGGUUUUGUGCUGUGGUUUCUUCAUGCAAGUUGCCCACAAGGAAGGGGAGAAAGGCAACUAUUUAACUGUAAAAGAUAACCAGGUCGUGAGCUUACAUCCAUCUUGUGGCUUGGACACGCAACCAGAAUGGGUAUUAUUCAAUGAAUUCGUCUUGACGACUCGACCGUAUAUCCGGACUGUGACGGAUGUGCGCCCUGAAUGGUUACUAGCGAAUGCCCCCUUUUACUACGAUGUGGCGAGCUUUCCAAAUGGUGAGACCAAGAGAGCCCUUCAGCGAGUUGUGAACGAACGUGCUGGCAAGCAAAGGGGAAGCAAAGGUAGGAAACAGAAACGAUAAAGUUGUACACGUAGAACUUGUCUUUCCCUGUCAAGAAUGCUCCCUCCCUGAUACGUCACAUCAAUAUGCGCAUGUAUUCAUAGUUCCAAGAGGCAUAACAGACA
Pisolithus orientalis is the source of this 2525-nucleotide messenger RNA. RefSeq names its product P-loop containing nucleoside triphosphate hydrolase protein. Lineage: Eukaryota; Fungi; Basidiomycota; Agaricomycetes; Boletales; Pisolithaceae. The transcript is spliced from 11 exons. The record is from RefSeq and is a predicted model, not a curated record. Bases 211 to 2421 code for a protein of 736 amino acids. Gene Ontology annotation, molecular function: RNA helicase activity; ATP hydrolysis activity; RNA binding. Gene Ontology annotation, cellular component: intracellular anatomical structure; spliceosomal complex.